Ficedula albicollis (Collared flycatcher) is the source of this 1734-nucleotide messenger RNA. It is a transcript of the gene GATAD2B, whose product is annotated as GATA zinc finger domain containing 2B. The record is from RefSeq and is a predicted model, not a curated record. Gene Ontology annotation, cellular component: NuRD complex. The coding region runs from base 25 to 1017 and encodes 330 amino acids. Gene Ontology annotation, biological process: negative regulation of transcription by RNA polymerase II. NCBI's taxonomy places the organism in Eukaryota, Metazoa, Chordata, Aves, Passeriformes, Muscicapidae. The transcript has 7 exons.
UCCCUGUCCCCUCCCCGCCCCAGGAUGGACCGCAUGGCCGAGGACGCGCUGCGCCUGAACCUGCUCAAGCGCGGCCUGGACCCGGCCGAGGAGCGCGAGGACGUGCUGGCCAAGCGGCUCAAGAUGGAGGGGCACGAGGCCAUGGAGCGGCUGAAGAUGCUGGCGCUGCUCAAGCGCAAGGACCUGGCGGGGCUGGAGGUGCCCCACGAGCUGCCCGUGAAGCCGGACGCCAUCAAGGGCUACGAGGAGAAGCUCAACGGGAGCCUGCGGCCCCACGGCGACGGGCGCGGCGCGGCGCGGCCCGGCAAGGAGAACAUCAACGACGAGCCCGUGGACAUGAGCGCCAGGAGGAGUGACCAGGACCGGGGCCGCCUGACCCCUUCCCCCGACAUCAUCGUGCUGUCGGACAACGAGGCCUCCAGCCCCCGCUCCAGCUCCCGCAUGGAGGAGCGGCUCAAGGCGGCCAACCUGGAGAUGUUCAAGGGGAAGAGCCUGGAGGAGAGGCAGCAGCUGAUCAAGCAGCUGCGGGACGAGCUGCGGCUGGAGGAGGCGCGGCUGGUGCUGCUCAAGAAGCUGCGGCAGAGCCAGCUGCAGAAGGAGAACGUGGUGCAGAAGACCCCCGUGGUGCAGAACGCCGCCUCCAUUGUGCAGCCGUCCCCCGCCCACGUGGGACAGCAGGGCCUGUCCAAAAUCCCCUCCCGGCCCGGGGCCCAGGGCGUGGAGCCGCAGAAUUUAAGGACAUUACAGGGUCACAGCGUGAUCCGCUCGGCCGCCAGCUCGGCGCUGCCGCACAUGGGGGGGGUUCAAACCCAUUCAGGGGGGGAUUUCGGGGGGAUUCUGGGCAGUUCAAACCCAUUCCAGGGAUUCAAACCCAUUCCAGGGAGUUUCCAGCUGGAAUUGGGGGUGGUGCAGAGCGUCAUCGACAGCCAAGGGAAGAGCGUGCCGGCGGCGGCGCGCGUGGAGCCCUUCGUGUGCGCGCAGUGCCGCACGGAUUUCACUCCAGAUUUCCCAGUUUGACCCCAGUUUUUGGUGUUUCCAUUGGGAAUAUCCCAGUUUGAGCCCAGCCCUGGCUGACCCAGGCUGUGUUUGACUCCAGGGAAGAGCGUGCCGGCGGCGGCGCGCGUGGAGCCCUUCGUGUGCGCGCAGUGCCGCACGGAUUUCACUCCAGAUUUCCCAGUUUGACCCCAGUUUUUGGUGUUUCCAUUGGGAAUAUCCCAGUUUGAGCCCAGCCCUGGCUGACCCAGGCUGUGUUUGACUCCAGGGAAGAGCGUGCCGGCGGCGGCGCGCGUGGAGCCCUUCGUGUGCGCGCAGUGCCGCACGGAUUUCACUCCAGAUUUCCCAGUUUGACCCCAGUUUUUGGUGUUUCCAUUGGGAAUAUCCCAGUUUGAGCCCAGCCCUGGCUGACCCAGGCUGUGUUUGACUCCAGGGAAGAGCGUGCCGGCGGCGGCGCGCGUGGAGCCCUUCGUGUGCGCGCAGUGCCGCACGGAUUUCACUCCAGAUUUCCCAGUUUGACCCCAGUUUUUGGUGUUUCCAUUGGGAAUAUCCCAGUUUGAGCCCAGCCCUGGCUGACCCAGGCUGUGUUUGACUCCAGGGAAGAGCGUGCCGGCGGCGGCGCGCGUGGAGCCCUUCGUGUGCGCGCAGUGCCGCACGGAUUUCACUCCAGAUUUCCCAGUUUGACCCCAGUUUUUGGUGUUUCCAUUGGGAAUAUCCCAGUUUGAGCCCAGCCCUGGCUGA